AUGAACAUCUCAACUCAACCCAACAUGAAUCCCAUGUUUAUGCUGGGACAACUUAAUAACCCUAUCGAAGGAGAGCCAGUAACUCAAGGCAACAUACCAAAGCCAUUCGACGGAUCCGAAAAGAGAAAGAAAGUAGCUAAGAACAGCACAAAGCGAUCAAGUGAGACAAGCCUCCAGCUGAAUAGAAGUACACGGCACAACGAGCAAAGUCAAGGUUCAUACGACGUAGAAGAUGAACACGAGGAAGAGGAAGAGAAUUAUGAUGAGGAAUUCGAAAACGAACUAGAGGAUUUAGAAGGGGAAAUUCAGGCGGAAGAGGAGCAAGAACCACAUGAUGAUGAUGGUGAUGGCGAUGGGGAAUAUGUGGAAGAAGUAUCUAAAGAUAGCGAUAGCGACAGCGACAGCGACAGCGACGAUGGCGAUGAGGAUGAGGAUCCGCCCAACUCCCCAGACCCUCAGACUUGUUCCCAAUAUCGAGUAAUAUCCGAAUAUCAGAUGCAUUGCGCACAUCAGGACCGUUGCACACGUGAAGAAUUUCUGGAAUCUUCCGGGUAUAUGAAUUACAUGAGAUACACGAUCGACGGAGACGGCAGGGACGACGAGGGUGGUGGGGAAAUGGAAUUUGAAGCAGAGGGUAACAAAGACGCCGAAGACGAUGAAGAGGAAGAUGAAGGGAACGAUGAGGAGGAGGGAGAGGAGGAGGGAGAGGAAGAGGGAAGGGAUGAGGGAGAGAAAGAAGUGGAAGGAUCCGGUGAAUACGACUCUGAUGGAGAGGGAGAGGGGAAUGAAGCAUAUAGUCAACAUAGUUAUGCUGAAGAGGAGACAUAA
Messenger RNA from Morchella sextelata, 828 nucleotides. RefSeq lists its product as uncharacterized. The record is from RefSeq and is a predicted model, not a curated record. The transcript has a single exon. The coding region runs from base 1 to 828 and encodes 275 amino acids. NCBI's taxonomy places the organism in Eukaryota, Fungi, Ascomycota, Pezizomycetes, Pezizales, Morchellaceae.